This is a messenger RNA of Hippocampus comes (tiger tail seahorse), 5885 nucleotides long. RefSeq names its product calpain 15 (gene capn15). The record is from RefSeq and is a predicted model, not a curated record. Lineage: Eukaryota; Metazoa; Chordata; Actinopteri; Syngnathiformes; Syngnathidae. The coding region runs from base 1645 to 5310 and encodes 1221 amino acids. Gene Ontology annotation, molecular function: calcium-dependent cysteine-type endopeptidase activity. Gene Ontology annotation, cellular component: cytoplasm. Gene Ontology annotation, biological process: proteolysis. The transcript is spliced from 14 exons.
UGAGAUUUUCUGGAUGAAACCUCUGCCUCGUUUUUGAAACACGGCACUUAUUUUUUUCAAAUCGUGUUUUGUUGGUUGGUGAAAAAUUAUAAAUUUCGAUCUUCCCAUCAUAAGACGCUACAAAUUCAGUGGACAGUUAGCACCCUCUUGUGGCCAAACAAUGAUUAGCUCCCAAAAGACAAACGUUCGGAAUUAAAAUCCAUAUUUACAUUUGAUUUAAUUUCAUGGAAAUACGUGAAAAAAUGUAAGACUGUAAACGAGUUGUCUUUCACCACCAGCAAAGUAUAUCAAACUUUAAUCACGUAAAAAUACAGUACUAAUUAAACUGUGUGCUGGAUGUUUUACGGUACAGCCCAUUUCGAGGGACAAGCAAAGACAUCUGAAUUCGGCCGUGGCCGUUGGUGAUCUAUUUUCUGGCUCACACGACUCAAAUAAAUUCUUAAAAAUUUGAAAUAAAUGACUGUCAAUGAUAAAAGCAUCCUAAAUCAUCCAUUUAAAUAUCAAAAUAGGUCCAGAUAAAAGUUUAGAUACAGUAGCGUCAUCAGAUUGACGGUUCACACUUCUGGACAUUAGGUGGCAGUAAAAGGCCAUUUUUUUUCUCACUGUUAUACUUAUCUAACUUAGAGUCAUAUUUGUAAAACUGAAAAUAUUAUGUUGAAUUCUAAAAAUAAGGACGAAUAUGUUCAAUCUAAAUCCCAAACAGCAUUUUAAUAAGGACAAUACUGUAUAUCGAACCCGGAUAUUCUGUGUUGAACUCGGGAAAUGUAGUUUUGUUUCCGUGUAUUCUUUAUAUGAAUUUACGUACGCUCACUUCAGCUUCACAAGUGGCAGAUGGUUCUCGCUGCGUACUUAACGCACACUCGUCUUGAGUUUAGUGCGUAGUGAUUCCGCUACCUUCUGAAGGCUGUUGGGGGUAAACCUACGCGUUCUCAUCAGUUCCCUUUGGUACCUGUCGGCCUAUUAAUCUCCUACACGUUUGUCCCAAAUGUCUGCGACGUGUUCGGGGAGCGGAGAACGCGCAGCCCACGCAAGGGAAGUUCCUUUUGGCCGCAGCGCAACGCGGGAACAACUUAACCUCUCGAUGGAUGUGAAAAGUUAGCGCCGCCACGACAAAGACGGGGGACUCCUUUGCCCUUCGCUUAGACUUGAGUGGAACCGAGCAGAGUCCCAGUGAAAUGAGUGCGUCUGCGACUCAACGUCUCAUUUUUUAACACGCAGCCGUCCAUGGAAUGAAGAUGCACUGGCAAAUAUGAUUCAUGCCGCUAUUGAUUGUUUGCAACCGUCUGCGUGGACCAGGAGACUGAUGUCGAUGGCCUGGAUGAACCCGGCCAUUCUUCCAAGAGGCGGCGACAGUGAACGCGGUAUAUUUCUCAAAGAGGAGGACCAAGCAUGAGCCUGCACAGACUGAUGAGACAUGUGCGAAGGUACGCGGGACGAAUGAAGAGUGGCACUCUGGAGAGAGGUCAAAAAUCAACAAGAAAGACAAUUAAUUAUAAGGCACCGCUGUGACGGAGCGACGGACUGACGUGUCUGCGAACUCCCACGAAGCCUGGCUACUUGAGACCGGAAGCUUCGAGACUGCAAAACGGUGCUUCCGACAACCCCUUCUUCUCCAACCGCUCGUCCGUUGCUGGCACUGUGGCGAUGGGGAGCUCGGCCUCGUCCCUCACCGCAGAGACAGAGUCGGACCGUGGCUUUCGCGGCAACCCCUACCCGUCGUCUCCCCCGGUGGGCUGGCUCAGGACCAGUCACAGCAGCCCAGUGUGGGGCGGCGCGUUCAUCACGCGCCAGCAGCAACAGCAACUUGCUGUGCGGCCUCACCGAGAGCGCAGCCACUCUCACUCUCCUGGCUCCAUGGCAGCUGCAGUGCGAGGCAGUGAGUGGUCAUGUGGACGCUGCACCUUCUUAAAUGUCAGCGGAGCCCCUCGCUGUUCCAUCUGUGAGGCGCCUCGCCAGAAACCUGACCUGAACCAGAUCCUUCGCCUGAGUAGUAGCGAGGAGCACCGCUGGGCUUGCCCCCGCUGUACCCUCAACAACCCUCAGGGAUCGAGAGCCUGCUCCGUCUGCGGCUUCGGAUCAUCCUCCACCACACCGGCGCCCGCCAUCACGACCGUUGCUGCCACCUCAAACGGUCUGCCCCCCGCUCCUACAACCGAACCCCCGACGCCCACCCUCACACCCGCGGUGCUUUCAGAGCCCCAAGGACAGGUUCCUGUGAAGGAGGACAUGCUGAGAAGGUCAGAGAGCAACGGAGAAGUGGGUGGCAUGGAGCAGCAGCAGCGGUCGGGCUGGGCUUGCCCUCGCUGCACGCUUCACAAUACGCCCGUUGCAAUGUCCUGCUCAGCCUGCGGCGGCCCCAGGAAACUGUCGUUACCCAAAAUCCCCCCCGAGGCCUUGGUGGUACCGGAGGUUCGCACUCCUGUACUGGGGUUUCCUGUGGCCUCGGCAGGGACCGCCCCUCUAGUCAUUGACCUAACUGAUGACUCACCCCCAGCUCCGCCGUGCGAACCCCAAGACCCUGGCCCCGUGCCGUCCUCCACCUUCAGUGCUUUUUCCUCCCUCCAGAACAACCCCGUGCCACGGAGUAGGAGAGAGGUGCCUCCGACAGGCCGACCGACAAACCAAGUCCCUAACAGCCCAAGUCCCACCUCGCCUCCAAGUGCCAGCGUCCUCCCGCAGCCUGGCCCCCAGCGACCUGCCAAACCCAAGCACGCCCAACCCCAGGAGCCCUCGUACCCCAGCAAGCGCCUCAGUAUCUUAGAAGAAGAAGAGCCUCCAAAGAAUCAGCAGGCUAUUCACCACCCUUCCUCAGGAGCCCCUACCUGGAAGUGCCCAGGCUGCUCUUUAGCUAACCCGGGCGGCUCGUCGAAAUGCGAAAGCUGCCGCUCGUCGCGGGCCGGUGCCGACUUAAUCGAUUUGGGUUGCGAGACGGUGCGCUUCACCCCGGCCAGCCCUUCCAGCCCGGACUUUAGCACCUGGGCCUGCUCCAAGUGCACCCUGCGCAACCCCACCGGUGCCCCAAAGUGCUCCGCCUGCGGGUCGUCCAAGCUGCACGGCUUUCAGGAGCAGCAGGCGUCCCUGCUUCGCUGCUGCGCGUACUGCGGCCAGGUCCCAUCUGGGCCCGGCGCGGCAUGCUCCUGCGCGCCUCCCUCUGCUUCAUCCUCCACGGGUCAUAAAACACGGAAACAGGGCAGGGGCUAUUCCUGCUCAUCUUCAGCCACCGCUUCUUCGAGUCCCGCCUCUUCCGCGAGCGUCUCGUCGAGCCUUCACGAGAGGCCCGGCCAGUGGAGUUGCCCGGCAUGUACGCUGCUCAAUGACGUGAAGGCCAAGAACUGCGCCGCAUGCCACACACCCCAGCAGUACCUCACCCUUCGCAAGGUGAUCAAGCCUCUGAAGAGGAGAGAGAGCAUGCAUGUGGAGGCCCGGCGGCGAAAUGAUGAGGGUGAAGCCAAGGAGCUGUGGGAGAACAUUGUUAGCUUCUGCAGAGAGAACACGGUGAACUUUGUGGACGACAGUUUCCCCCCGGGACCUCGUUCGGUAGGCUUCCCCGAGGGCGACAGCGUCCAGCAGCGAAUCAAAAAGUGGCUCCGCCCCCACGAGAUCAAAUGCAGCAACUUCAAAGACCGAGGCGUCAAGUGGUCCGUUUUCCGCACACCGCGACCUUCUGACAUCCUUCAGGGGCUGCUGGGAAACUGCUGGUUCCUCAGCGCUCUGGCCGUGUUGGCCGAGCGUCCCGAGCUGGUGGAGAGGGUGAUGAUCACCAGGACGAUUUGCACCGAGGGGGCCUACCAAGUCCGCUUAUGCAAAGACGGGACGUGGACGACGGUGCUGGUGGACGACAUGCUGCCCUGCGACGACUACGGUUUCCUCCUCUUCUCCCAGGCCCAGCGGAAGCAGCUGUGGGUGGCACUGAUCGAGAAGGCCCUGGCCAAACUCCACGGCUCCUACUUUGCCUUGCAGGCGGGGCGCGCCAUCGAGGGCUUGGCCACGUUGACUGGGGCGCCUUGCGAUUCGCUCAUGCUGCAGGUCAGCUCCACCAACCCGCGGGAGGAGCCCAUCGAUACCGACCUGAUCUGGGCCAAGAUGCUCAGCUCUAAGGAAGCGGGGUUUCUGAUGGGCGCCUCGUGUGGAGGAGGCAACAUGAAGGUAGAUGACGCUGUCUACGAGUCUCUGGGGCUGCGGCCUCGCCACGCCUACUCCAUCUUGGAUGUCCGAGAUGUCCAAGGAUACAGGUUGUUGCGACUGCGCAACCCGUGGGGUCGAUUCUCAUGGAACGGCAGCUGGUCGGACGAGUGGACGGACUGGCCUCAGCACCUGCGUCACGAGUUGAUGGCGCAUGGAAGCAGCGAGGGCGUCUUCUGGAUGGAGUACAGCGAUUUCAUCAAGUACUUUGACUCGGUGGACAUUUGUAAGAUCCACUCAGACUGGCAGGAGGUGCGGCUUCAGGGAUGCUUCCCCAGCAAAGCCAGCGGGCCGGUGACUGUCAUGGCGCUCACUGUGCUGGAGAGGACGGCGCUGGAGUUUGCUCUCUUCCAGGAGGGAAGCAGGCGCUCGGACACGGCUGACAGUCACCUGCUGGACUUGUGCAUCAUGGUGUUCCGGGCCUCCUUCGGGACCAGUAGCAAGCUGACCCUGGGCCGCCUGCUGGCGCACAGCAAGCGAGCGGUCAAGAAGUUUGUUGGCUGCGACGUCAUGCUGGAGCCCGGCGAGUAUGCCGUGGUCUGCUGCGCCUUUAACCACUGGCAGAUGAACGUGAGCGGCUCAGGAGGGCCGCCCACGCCCAUCUCCAGUCCAACCGGCGGAGCCCAGCGCCGGCCCAGUCAGGACUUCCCCGGCUACAUCCUGGCCAUCUACAGCUCCAGGCAGGUGAUGGUGGAGCAGGUGGAGGCGGCUGCCGCCACGCUGGCCGACGCCAUCAUUCUUCUGACAGAAAACAAGGGUGAAAGACACGAGGGCCGCGAGGGCAUGACGUGCUACUAUUUGACGCACGGCUGGGCGGGGCUCAUCGUGGUGGUGGAAAACCGCCACCCCAAGUACUACCUCCACGUCUCCUGCGACUGCACGGACAGCUUCAACGUGGUGUCCACGCGAGGCAGCCUCAAGACCAUCGACAGCGUGCCACCUUUACACCGGCAAGUUCUGGUGGUGCUCUCCCAGCUGGAAGGAAACGCCGGCUUCUCCAUCACGCAUCGGCUGGCUCACCGCAAAGCCGCCCAGGCCUCCCUGGGGGACUGGACGCCCACCAAAGCCACGCACAGCCCGCAGCUCACCCCGGACAUCGACGGCCUGCACCGCCCCAGGCCGCUAUGACCACCGUCCUCGGCGGCGCCCGUUUAUCCCACGGACGCUGAGGCCGCCGGAGCGCCAGGCGGGCGACGCCAGAAACGCGGACAAAGAUGUGGAAUGACGCACAUCCGAAUGUAUUGCUCAACACUGAAGCUUUCUUGCGGCCCCUCAGGAUGAACGAGGGCGGACUGGCGCCGCUCUCAAGCCCCGCUGACCGCUUGCGUGUGCGUGCGGUACAAAGCGCUGGAUGUGGACUCCCAGUGCUGUAACUACUGAGCCAUUUGCAACACUUCUUUUUUCCGCUUUCCGCCCACUCGCUAAAACAACUGGGGGGGGGGGGUGCACUGAUUGUCUCCCACCCCACUGACACGACGGUACCUAUUGAGCCAAACCUACUUGACUUUGUAUUUUUUACUUGGACCAUGCAGGUACAGGAUGGAUCUUGGGCGUUUUGCGGUGCAUGUUCCAAUGUCUUUGAAAAGUUCCCGCUCUGUCUCGAACUCAGGACCAAGCCGGUCGUGUGUCAUUUGCACCAGAGUGCAGUCAACCCCCCGCCCGUUGGCCACUUUGGUGUUCAUGUCCUUUGGCCCCAUCUUGGA